AUGGCCGCCGACACCACCAUGGCGACUGCUCUAGCCUUCAACAACCGCCCCCAGUUGCACCCCAGCGGGCCACUGCAGUGGCGCCAGCGUCACGGUGUUAGCCAGAGACUGACAGCUUAUGAAUAUCAGCAACCUCGCCAGCCUUACAACAGCAACCAAGGCUACAUGCCUAACGGAGCACCUGGCGCCCACCCCAACCUGCCGCUCCAAGCGACUCCUCUCCUGCCGAACCAAGGUCGCGUCAUCCAGACCGGUCCCAUCCGCAUCCUCUGCAUCGCCGAUGUCCGCGGAAACCUGAGAUCCCUCAACGAGCUCGCAAAGCAGGCACGCGCAGACCAUGUCAUCCACACCGGUGACUUUGGAUUCUACGACGAGACGUCCCUCGAGCGCAUCGCCGAGAAGACGUUGAAGCAUGUCGCCCAAUACUCCCCUCUGAUCCCGGAGCCUGUCAAGAAGUCUAUCCAGCAAGGCCCGGGCCCCGUCAAGUCGCGAUUCUCCCCAGCCGAGCUCCCGCUAUCAGAACUGCCGCUUCUCCUGUCCGGCGAGGUCAAGCUCGAGGUGCCUGUCUAUACCGUCUGGGGUGCCUGCGAGGAUGUCCGGGUGCUGGAGAAGUUCCGAUCCCGUGAGUACAAGGUACACAACCUGCACAUCAUCGACGAGGCACAGUCAAUGCUGCUCGAGGUUGGCGGUGUGAAGCUCCGUCUGCUCGGCCUGGGCGGCGCAGUCGUGAUGCAUAAGCUGUUUGACAAUGGCGAGGGCAGGACUACGAUCGCUGGAGGCCAGGGAACCAUGUGGACUACACUCCUGCAGAUGGGUGAGCUCGUCGACACGGCAAACCGCGUUUACGACCCCUCCGAAACCCGAAUCUUUGUGACCCAUGCCUCCCCCGCUCGCGAAGGUAUUCUCAAUCAGCUGUCCGUCACCCUGAAGGCCGAUUUCUCCAUCUCGGCUGGUCUCCAUUUCCGGUAUGGUAGCUCUUACAACGAGUUCUCGGUCAACCCCACUCUCGACCAUUACCGCGGCAAGCUUGCUGCGAGCAAGGCGUCGUUCAAUGAUGUCUGGGAGACGGUCAAGGGCGAGGUGGAGCCCGCCAUCGAGCAGAACCAGGCUCAGCAGAACCUGCUGAAGAACGCCCUCGGCAUCGUCGAGAAGAUGCCUGCCACUGCCGCCGGUGGCAACCCCUUCGGCGGCCCUAGCCCCGCUGGCGCACCCGUCGGCCAAGUCGACGAGAGCGCCUUCAAGAACAUGUGGAACUUCAACCUCGCCGACGCUGCCUUUGGCUGGCUGGUUCUCGAGGUCCAGGAUGGCCGCAUCGGUACCGAGAUGCGCGCACAGGGCUUCAACUUCUCUCACCGAGGCCAGAAGCAACAACCCAACCUGCCUCCGGGUGUCCCGGCCCCCUCUGGCACCCCCCAACCUACCGCCCCGGCUGCCGCCCCUGCGGCGCAGACUGCCCCUGCUGCCGCGCCGCUGCCCAGUCGCCAGGGCUCCGCUCAGCAGGCACCGAAGCCCGCUCCCGGCUCCGGCCCUGCCAAACCGGCCACGCCUCAGCCCGCCUCUACCCCCGCGCCGAAGGAUGCUGACAAGGCUGCCCCGAUGGGCGCUAACGGUGCCGCCCCCGGCCCCGAGUCCGCAUCCCCUGCGCCCAAGCCGACAGAGAUUAUGGGUCUCUUCGUCAUGAACGCACAGAGCGACGACUUGACGCGCGAGAUGUUUGCCGAUGAUGACCGGUCCAGGAUCUCCAGGAUCGAGAAAUACGGACAGACCAACAAGGUCGUUCACUUUGACACCAAGGAAGACCGAGAUGGCGCUCUUGCCCGCCUGCCCGAGGAAUUCAAGACCCGCACCCAAGAGGAUCGUAGCAAGCCUCUUGUGAGGAUCUAUCAGCCUCGCGAGUCUACCAAGACGUACGGCCGUGGUGGCGGUGGCGCCGGUACCUGGGGUAGCAGCAACCGCGGCGGCGCUCCCGGUGGACAGAGCGGAUACCGCAGUGCCGGCGGCGGUACUGCUAGCGACAGCGAAGGCGCCGGCCGACGUGGUGGACGUGGAGGGCGUGGCGGACGAGGUGAUGGGCGCGGUCCCCGUGGCCGUGGCGGCCCGAGGGGUGGCAUGAGCAAGGGCGAGGGCGGUAACGGUUCUCCAGCCCCUGCGGCGGCGACCCCGACCGAAUCUUAG
Messenger RNA from Thyridium curvatum, 2175 nucleotides. RefSeq lists its product as uncharacterized. The record is from RefSeq and is a predicted model, not a curated record. The transcript is spliced from 3 exons. Lineage: Eukaryota; Fungi; Ascomycota; Sordariomycetes; Thyridiales; Thyridiaceae. Bases 1 to 2175 code for a protein of 724 amino acids. Gene Ontology annotation, molecular function: hydrolase activity.